GUAAUUUAUCAUCACUCCCAAGUAAGUAAUCAUUCCCUCACUUGAUCACAUCAACUUGAUUGGAGACGCACCAUCAGUAUCAUACACCUCCGCGCACCAUACCUCAAAAUUCAAAUCUUAUUCUCCUCAGAAUAAAUAGGUUUUUCGAGUUGGUUUUAAUUUUAGGGUUUAAGCAUUUGUUUUCUUCGUUCCGCUCAUUUCUCGUCUCUUGUAUUCUGCUGUCACCAUGUGGGCUCUUCGUCGAACUUCGAUUGGUCUCACCCUAAGAAGCCAAGAGCUUUAUAAUGUUGGAACUUUUCGUGUCCAAUUAAUGCCAAAUACUUUGGUGGAAUAUGAAGAUGCAGCUCCUGAUUCUCAUCAAAUGAAGCAUGAUAGAUUUCUGUCCACGGGCCACACAUUUUACCGCACAGGUCAUGCUUCUCCGAAAUUUACAGUAAGUAGGCGUGAACUUUCGUCACAAGCUGAUGCUAGUUGCACGAAAGAUGAUGAUAAUGAUGAAGAGAUGGAGAUGGAAGAUCCGUUGAUUGAACUGGAGGUAGACGGAGAUAGAGAUAGUGUUGAGUCUCAAACAGAUCUGUUUGAAGGUGACAAGGAUGGUGGGAAACAGCAUAAUGAGCUGGAGUUGUCGGAUACUGAAAGUGAUCUAGAUGCGAAAAAUUCAGAGAGUAGAAACAAGAGAUCAGAAUUAUUCAAGGCAGUUGUAAAUGGUCCCGUUGAUUCUGCUCUGAACAAGUGGGUUGAAAAAGGUAAAGAAUUAAGCAGGCAAGAGAUCACAUUGGCCUUGCUUAAUCUUCGAAAGCGGAAAAUGUAUGGAAGGGCCCUGCAGGUCCUUGAGUGGCUAGAAUCAAAUAAAAAGCUUGAAUUUACUGAGAAAGACUAUGCUUCUAAACUUAAUUUGAUUGCCAAAUCACAUGGCCUAUCAAAGGCAGAAAAUUACAUCAAUCGUGUUCCAAAUUCUUUCAGAGGAGAAUUAUUAUACAGAACAUUACUAGCUAACUCUGCUAGUCUGAACAAUUUGAGGAAAACUGAGGAUAUAUUCAACAAAAUGAGGAAGUUAAAUCUUCCUGUUACACCCUUUGCUUGUAACCAGUUGCUUCUUAUUUAUAAAAGGAUUGACAAGAAGAAAAUAGCUGACGUGUUACUUAUGAUGGAAAAGGAGAAUGUCAUACCUUCUCCUUUUACUUAUAAAAUUUUAAUAGACGUGAAGGGCAUGUCCAAUGACAUUGAUGGAAUGGAUCAAAUAGUUGAGACAAUGAAGGCACAAGGUGUUGAACUAGACCAUCAAACACAGGCAUCCUUGGCUAGGCAUUAUGCCUCAGCCGGGCUUAAGGAAAAAACUGAAGCCUUAUUGAAGGAGAUUGAAGGUGAAAACUUGAAAGAGAAUAUUAGGGUAAUCCCAACUUUGCUUCGCCUUUAUGCAAUUCUGGGAAGGGUCGACGAAGUGGAGAGAAUUUGGAAGGUUUGUGAGUCAAGGCCUCCUCGGAUAGAGGAUUGCCUUGCUGCUGUUGAAGCUUGGGGAAAGUUGAAGAAAAUUGAAGAAGCAGAGGCAGUUUUUGAGAUGAUGUCAAAUAAAUGGAAGCUUUCCGCUAAGAACUACUCAAUACUCCUCAGCAUUUAUACAAGGCUUAAGUUGCUAAACAAGGGCAAGGAUCUUAUUAAGAAAAUGGGAGAUAGUGGAUGCAUAAUAGGUCCAUUGACCUGGGAUGCUCUUGUGUCACUUUAUAUUCAUGCAGGGGAAAUUGAAAAGGCAGACUCUGUUUUGCAGAAGGCAAUGCAGCAGAAUAAGAUGAAGCCAUUAUUUACUACUUAUAUGACUAUUAUGGAGCAGUAUGCAAAGAGGGGUGAUGUCCAUAAUACAGAGAAGAUUUUCUAUAGAUUGAGACAAUCUGGUUAUGUUUCUAGAAUAUCUCCUUUCCAUGUUCUAACACAGGCUUAUUUAAACGCCAAACUACCGGCAUAUGGAAUCAGGGAGAGGAUGAAAGCUGAUGAUCUAUUUCCCAACAAAGCUUUGGCUGAACAGUUGGUUCUAUUAGAUCCAUUUAGGAAAUCUCCAGUUUCAGAUUUGCUUGAUUGAGGAAACUAGUAUAUUCUAUCUUGUGCUUGUACUUUUCAAAUGAAACUAUUAUUUGUUAGUUUUAUGGUAAGAUUGAACUUCCCAAAUUCUAAUAUGUUAUCCUUUACUUAUUACUGCGUACAUAGGUUAUGUGGUUCUAUGGGGUCCAUUUGUUAAGAGUAGAUAUUCUCUCAAAAGAAAUGGGGAGCUUUGUUAUAUAAUCUUCAUUCUAGAAAUGUAUGCUGCUAUACCUCAAA
Molecule: messenger RNA, 2310 nt
Organism: Cicer arietinum (chickpea)
Lineage: Eukaryota; Viridiplantae; Streptophyta; Magnoliopsida; Fabales; Fabaceae
Product: pentatricopeptide repeat-containing protein At1g80270, mitochondrial-like
Cellular component (GO): mitochondrion
Molecular function (GO): protein binding
Source: RefSeq, a predicted model, not a curated record